AAUUGAAAAAAAGAAAGAAAACAUUGAUGUUGAAAAAGGAACUACAAUUUAUAAUAUUGUUGAUGAAGAUAUUAAAAUUAUUAUUAAUGAUAUUAGAAAAAUUAUUAAAGAUAUUAAAUGUAUUUUUCAGAAUGGUGAUAAUACAGACCCUAAAAAUGGUGAUAAUACUGAUAAUGAUAUUAAUGAGAAUAUUAAAAAUAUUCUUAUUAAUCCAGAUAUUAUUUAUUAUGAAAAUAUUGAAAUUUUUGAUACUAAUUUUGCUGAAGAUAUUCUUGUUAGUUUAAAAAUUAUUAAUGAUGAUAAAAAG
Molecule: messenger RNA, 307 nt
Organism: Dentiscutata heterogama
Lineage: Eukaryota; Fungi; Glomeromycota; Glomeromycetes; Diversisporales; Gigasporaceae
Source: the annotation of a GenBank genome assembly